GGAGGCGGCGACCUGGAGGUGCGUGACUGCCGGCGCCGCGACGCCGCGGGCGUGACCGUCGACGCGCUGCUGGGCGGCGUGACGCGCAUGCAGCGGCUGCGGGAGCGCCCGCCCCCGCCCCCGCUCUCGCCCCCGCGGACGACUUGGCGCCCCUGGCUCCGCCCGCGCUCGGAUAAUCAAAAGCUUGCUCUUGACGGGUUGACCACAUUACGUCGAAGGUCACAUGUGCGGCGGUCGGUGACAGUGUCAGUCAGCUGCAUUGUUGUGAUCGAGUUUCAUGUAAUUGGAGGUGCCCCGUCAGCCCCGUUUGCCUCGGAUUAUCGCAACCCCGCUGGCGCGCCGUUGCUUGCAGCGCUGACUCUGGGCCCGCGGCGCUGCGACGCGUGCCUGCCGGGCGAGGUGUGCGUGGCGCUGGCCGGGGAGACGCUGCCCGCGUGCCGCCCGCCGGCCGACGCCGCUGACCCCACGGGCUGCGGGGGCCUCUGCCGCCUCGGACGCGACCUCUGCCACCGCCUCGAUCGCGAUGCCUUCAGAUGUGUGGAAGAUUCACCGUGCCUAGCAGAAGAAUGGCGUUGUGGAAACCUCCUUUGUAUUCCGCGGGUCAAACGCUGUGAUGGUCACUUGAACUGCUAUGAUCACACCGAUGAGUUUGACUGUGAGUGUGAUCUGGAAACUCAUUUUCAUUGCGGAAAUGGAACAUCAUGUCUACCACGCAGCAAGCGCUGUGAUCAUAUCAUUGACUGUUGGGAUGGCACAGAUGAGCUGAAUUGUACUCAAGCCUGCCCACGUGCAGACCAGUUUACUUGCUCUGAUGGGCAAUGCAUUCCCAGAGUUCGCUUCUGUGAUGGUCUGGCAGACUGUCAUGACCAGUCAGAUGAACCCUUUGGGUGUGGGGGUGCCUGUAAGAGACAUGAAUGGCGAUGCGGGAAUGGACGCUGUGUGAAGAAAGCUGCAGUUUGUGAUGGAGCAGAUGAUUGUGGGGAUGAGACCGAUGAAGCCAACUGUUCCCCCAGUCGGCUGAGGUUACGAGCAAGCCAACCAUUGGUCAACGCCAAGUGAAAGGACAUUUGGAAUGGUAACAUACUAUGCACAAGAAUGCAACGAAAUGGGCCUGUAAUAUCAGAGAAGGAAACCUCUUAGAGGUUGGAAUAGUUUAAUGCACACAAAUGAGAUACACCAAAAAAAGAAAAACAAAUGGCAAUGCUGAGAUGGAAGUGAGAAGGACCAUGUUAAUAUUCUGUCAAGGUUUGUGGAGAUGAGCCAGGCUAGUCUUUCAUACCCAGUGCCUUUGGUAAUAAGCAGCAAUCACUUCUUAAAGCUGCCUAUGAAGAAAUCCGUCCAGAUAACUCCUGCCUUAAAAAAUGUCUUCUGAAGAUAUAAUGGGUUUGCCCAUUUUCUCCCAAAAUAUUCUCAUAGGUUCUUUACUUUUUCUUUUAGACCGAAAAGGUCUUCAAUUAUUUAUGUUUACUGGUCUAUUGCUAUGUGGUUAAAUUUAAUUUUCAUUAAGUUAAUUUUUCAGUUCAGUGAAAUAGAACUUGUAGAAAUGUUAAUUUAAAGUACAUAUAAAGCAUGUAUGAGUUGAACAUGCAUCGUUAUUAGAUGAGCAAUGCUCUAAUACAUACCAAAAUUGUAACCAAAGAUGUAAAAUACAUUAACAUACAAAUCAAAUGUAUGGUGGAAGAUUUUGUUUAACAAAACCGCAAAUGUGCAGUAUAUUGCUCAGGGUGUUUACAUUAACUUGUAAGAUAUUUAAGUGAAUUGUCUGUGGAAAUUCAGAGGGUUAUAUGAAUGUUAUGUUUUGCAAUCAAACAAAGCAAAUAUAUAUUUUUAUAUUGAGC
Molecule: messenger RNA, 1838 nt
Organism: Gryllus bimaculatus (two-spotted cricket)
Lineage: Eukaryota; Metazoa; Arthropoda; Insecta; Orthoptera; Gryllidae
Source: the annotation of a GenBank genome assembly